AUGCCAGUCGCCGAUACCGAUAUCUCAGCCGUUGGGGCGCUGAACCCUGUUGAGGGCCAAGUCGUUGCCGUACCCACACACCAGGAAAUUGACGAGAAACUUCGCAUCUCGGCCGAUAAUCGAGAGGUCUCUAAAGAUCCGCUAGAUAUUGAGAUGAAAGAGUUGUCUGAUAACGGUAGAGAUGACAAGAGUGACGAUAUCAUUAUUGUUACCGGUGCGGAUGCAGCUGCGCACUUGUUGCCUAUGAGAGAUGAUGGAGAGCCUGCUUUAAGUUUCCGUAGCAUUGUGCUAGCUACUGUGCUUUCAGGGUUUCAAGCAGUCAUGUACCAGAUUUAUUCGUUCAAACCAACCUCCCAAGGUGUCAUCCAAGGUACUUUCAUCGUUCUUAUUGCCUACUUCUUAGGUAAGGCAUGGGCAAAUGUAUUUCCCCGCGGCGACAAACUUGAAGCUCGAUGGAGAGAAAGAGGUGGACAGGGUAAACCGCCAAUGUAUAUUCGCAUUGUCUCAUUCUUCAACUAUGGACCAUGGAAUCUUAAAGAACACGCUAUUUGCGCCAUCACCGCUACAUCGGCCUCCAAUGCCGCCGAAACCAUCACAGUUUUUGCGGCUCAAGAUCUCUUUUAUGGCAUACCUCUCAGCGCUACCACCGUCAUCUUAGCAGUAAUUUCCAUCGGUCUCUUUGGAUACGGUCUUUGCGGCAUGCUUCGCCCCAUCAUGGUUUGGCAUCCAGAAUCCGUAUACUGGAGUACAUUACCCACAGUGAAAACCCUACAAGGACUUCACUGGCAAGAUUUGAAACAUUCCAAACCUCUCAGAUACUUCUGGUAUGCGUUUGCAAGCAUGUCCGCCUACGAGUUCCUUCCAGCUUAUAUUUUCCCAUGGUUGAAUUCUGUUUCCAUUCCUUGUCUGGCUGCUAUGAAUGCCACAGGUAGCAAAGCAAGUACACUUACCAAUAUAUUUGGAGGUGCGACGAAUAAUGAAGGCCUGGGACUCUUCUCGCUUUCGUUUGAUUGGCAAUAUAUUACAUCUUUCAACACUUCCCUUCCACUUAAGACACAAGCCCAUAGUGUUGCAGGAUACAUCGUCUGUUUCGCCGCCAUGCUCGGUAUCUACUAUACCAAUGCAUGGGAUUCAAAAGCGCAACCCUUCAUGUCAACACAACUUCGCUCCGAAAAUGGCUCGAGAUAUCCAACUGGACAAGUCUUCUCCGAUGGUAUACUAAAUCAGACGGCUUUGGAAGAAUAUGGUAAUCCUAGUCUGACUGGAAGUUUUGCCUAUGCUAUGUUCAUGGCAAAUGCUGCUAUCGGUGCUCUAAUCACUCAUUGUUUUGUGUUCUGGGGUGGGGAUGUCGUCCGGGCAUUCAAAAGCGCAAAGGCAGGAACAUACGAAGAUCCACAUCAUGCGCACAUGGCCAAACACUACAAAGAGGCUCCUUGGUGGUGGUAUAUUGGGAUCUUGAUCCUCAGCUUUGUUCUCGGUCUUGUGGUCGUUAUCAAGGAGAAUAUCACUCUUCCCGUUUGGGCGUAUAUUGUUGCAUUACUGCUGGGAUGUUUCAUUGCUCCUUUGAGUAAUCUUCUAUAUGCUCGCUAUGGAAAUGGUAUCGCCACAAAUAACCUAAGUAAGAUGUUGGCAGGUCUAAUGCUUCCUGGACGCCCUGUCGGUAACAUGUACUUUGCUGCUUGGUCGCAUAAUGUCAUCGCCAACACUGUCAAUCUUUCGAAUGAUCUCAAGUUGGGCGAAUACCUCAAAAUUCCUCCUCGUACCAUGUUCCUUACCCAAAUAUACGGUACCGUUCUGGGGGGUUUUGUCAAUUACGUCGUCAUGAUAUCGAUCAUAAACUCCAACCGCGAACUUCUUGCCACCGGAAAUGGUAAUAGUUCCUGGAGUGGUGCCUCAAUUCAGGCUUUCAACACCAAUGCAGCUUCGUGGGCACUGGCAAAGGAACUCUACAAAUCGGGAGCCAAAUAUUCAAUCGUACCCUUAGGUCUAGUUAUUGGCGCCGCGUUUGUCUUGGCACAUCGUAUUGUCGUAUUUUUCAUCCCCAAAAUCCGAGGCUUUGCCCUGACCGAAAUCAAUAUGCCUCAAUUCAUCCAAUAUGCCGGCUACAUUCCCUACAAUCAAUCACAAACCUGUGUGAUUUUCAGCCAAGUAAUCGCUGGAUUCUUCACCCAAUUCUAUCUCCGCAAUUAUCGUCCGAGUAUUUUCAAGAAUUAUUCGUAUUUGAUUACUGGAGCUUGGGACGGUGCUAGUUACACUGUUUUGUUCAUCUUAUCGUUCGCUGUCUUCGGAGCCGGUGGCUUCGCGGCGCCGUUUCCACAGUGGUGGGGUAAUAACUUCAAUGGGAAUUACGACCAUUGUCCUAUUGCUGAAUAA
Messenger RNA from Sclerotinia sclerotiorum 1980 UF-70, 2373 nucleotides. RefSeq lists its product as hypothetical. The record is from RefSeq and is a predicted model, not a curated record. Gene Ontology annotation, molecular function: oligopeptide transmembrane transporter activity. Gene Ontology annotation, biological process: transmembrane transport. The transcript is spliced from 7 exons. The coding region runs from base 1 to 2373 and encodes 790 amino acids. NCBI's taxonomy places the organism in Eukaryota, Fungi, Ascomycota, Leotiomycetes, Helotiales, Sclerotiniaceae.